AUGGCCUCUCAACAUCCUCUCAGCCUAGCGGCCAUUAGCGAGGCAGCUGCGACCGCCUCCUCUUCGGCUGCUGCCACCACCACCGCUACCCUUGCAUCUGCCCUUCUCUCGCUUGGCCGCCAUCCUCCAACCGGCACACCCGGCAACAACGGGUCCACCGACGACCCGGCCAUUCCUCUGCCCAACCAGCGUGCCUUCGAGGGUCCCUGGUUCUCCCAGCAGGUCUCGCUUUCGCUCUUCAUCGGCCUCUUCUCCUUCUGCAUCUUUGUCAUCGUCCGCCGUCGCAAUGCUGCGCUCUUUGCACCGCGCACAAAGCUCAAGGGCUUCUCUCCGCUCGACGACGGCCACGACGCCGGCUACUUUGGCUGGAUCAUGCCCACGCUCAAGACCGAGGAGAUGCGCAUCCUCCAGACCGUCGGUCUCGAUGCCGCCAUCCUGCUCAGCUUCCUCAAGAUGGGCUUCUGGCUCUUCUUUGCGCUCAGCUGCUGGAGCGUCGUCGUGCUGAUGCCCGUCAACUACUGGCAGAACGGCGUGCUGGACGGCGUCAGCCCGGCAGAGGACCGCGACAAUGCCACCGACCCCAACAGCUUCAGAGAUACGGUCACCGGCGUGUGGACACAGCUCAUCUACGACACCUUCACCAAGAAGCACGACGAUCCCAACGCCCCACUGCCCCAGUUACCACUGCCCGCCAAACCGCCCCAGGCACAGGUGUACCACGCCGUCCAUCUGCUCUCCACCUACCUCUUUACGCUGCUCGCCAUGCGUGCUAUCUGGAUCAACUACCAGCGCUUCGUCAGAGCGCGACAGCUGUAUAUCCUCGAGAUCCUCGAGUCCAUCCCGGCGAGGACCGUCGAGAUCCGCGACCUCCCCGCCCACCUCCGCGAUGAGAAGGCGCUCGCAGAGUACUUUGAGAACAUGGACAUGCCCGUCGAGUCCACCGCCGUCGUACGCAACACAGAAGGCCUCUCGCGCCUCCUCAACCAGCGGUCCAAUGCGCUGCACAACCUCGAAAAGGCGUGGGUUCGAUGGCUCGGAAACCCGACCGAUGCAGAGGGCUACGACCCGGAGAAGAUCAUGCUGCUCGCUGCAGGGGCGCACGACGACGUUGUCGAGCCGUCGAGCGACGAUGCCGAGAGGCCACGGCAGUCGAGGGACGACCUCGAGAGCAGCCGCCUGCUUGGUCCGUCUGCCACCACCGUGUUCACGGGAGCCGAUACGAUCCGCACACACCGCCAGCGGCCUACGAUGCGCCGGAGCUGGUGGAAUCCGUUCAGCGAAAAGAUCGACGCAAUCGACGAGCUCACGCGCCAGUUCAACGCGGUCGACCGAGCCGUGCGUCGGCGACGCAAGACCGGGCGAUUUCCCGGUGGCAAUGUGGGCUUUGUCACGUUCCAGAGUGCGGCGAGUGCGCAGAUCGCCGCACAGACGGUGCACUACCCGAUCCCGGCGUACUGCGCCACCUCAAUGGCGCAGGAGCCGCGCGACAUUAUCUGGAGCAACAUCGACCUGAGCAACAACGACCGGCGCGUGCGCCAGGUGGUGGUGUCGAUCUUUAUCGUGGCGGUGCUGGUGUUCUACAUCCCGCCGCUCGUGUUCCUGGCGAGCUUUGUGUCGCCGGGCGCGAUCAAGAAGUACAUGCCCUGGCUGGAUCGGUUGCUGGAUACCGACGAGCGGCUGCGCGCGCUGGUGCAGAACAACCUGCCUUCGCUCGUGGUGAUUGGCUUCAACGCGCUGCUGCCGCUCGUGCUCGAGUACAGCUCGUACCUGCAGGGGCUCAAGGCACGCAGUCUGGUCGAGUACAGUCUGCUCAAAAAGUACUAUCUCUUCCUCAUGGUGUCGGUGGUGUUCAUCUUCCUCAUCGCCACCACGGCGUGGGGUGUGCUGCAGGAGCUCGCCGAGAAUCCGAUGCGCGUCAUCGACAAGUUUGCAGCCAGCUUGCCCAAGGCGCGCUUCUUCUCGCUGUCCUACGUGAUCCUGCAGGGUAUCGCGCUGCAGCCGUUGCAGCUUCUGCAACUGCCCACGCUCAUCUUACGCGGGUUCUACCGGCUGCUGCUCACACGCACGCCGCGCGAGUUCGCCGAACUCAAUGCGCCGCCUACGCUCGCGAUGGGCAACGUGUAUCCGCAGGCACUGCUCAUCUUCACGCUCUGCAUCCUUUACUCGAUCGUCAGCCCGCUCAUCGUCGUAUUUGGCGCGGUGUACUUUGGCAUCGCCUACGUGGUCAACAAGUACAAGCUGCUUUACGUCUUCUACAAGCCGUACGAGUCGCAGGGGCAGGCAUGGCCGAUCUCGGCAUCGAGAUGCAUCUGGGCGCUGGUACUGUUCCACGUGUUCCAGUUCUCGCUAUUCAGCGUGCGCAAGCAGCUGCUCAUGUCGACGCUCAUGCUGCCACUCAUCGUCUUCACCUUUUGGUUUGCACAGCACCUCCAGACGACGUUUGGCCCGCUCACCGAGCACGUCAACCUCAGCAGUGUCGUCGAGGUGCUCAAAGAGGUCGAGCCGGAUCCGGCCACCGCCGGGCUUGCACAGAACGGUCCUCCGAGUAUGGCGCGUGCCGACGAGGUGACCACGGAUACGUCUGGGCCGACAACGCCCAGGCAGGCGCAGGGACUGACGGGCGCGAACAGCAGUCGACAGUUGCUCUCGCUCGAUCCGUCGCACAAGAUCGAUCCUGAAUUCACCAAGCUCUCACUCAAGCGGUACAGCCACGACGAGGAGGACGAGACGCUGUUUGUGGCGCAGCGCGAUACCAAGACCGACUACCGCGAGCCGCCUGGUGCGGGAUACUAUCCGGGUGUGCUCAACACGGGUCGCCGUCGAUAUGGUCACCCUGCGAUUACGGGAAUUUUGCCCGAGCUGUGGCUUCCGAUCCCCAAGCAUCGCAUGGAUGAGGGUGGAGACGACGUGACUGCGCCCGAUGAUCUCGAGGGUCAGACGGCGUUGGCGUCGGGUACGACUGCGCUGGGUGCUCCUGCGCGCGAGAGGGUCGAGAGUGGCACAGGCGUGCAGAGCGCUGCUCGCAUCCGGGCACGUGCGCUUAGCAAGGCAGAGCCCCUGAUUCUGUCGCUGAGAAAGCGCAAGAGCAGCCUGCUUUCGCGCUCGACCCGCACUCCGGCCUCGGAGUCUUCUCCAGCACAUCCCGAUACCGAUGCGCUCGGCGUUUGGUCCGACGGCGUGGCGGGGCCGCAGGGCUCGUCGUCGAGCGCUGCGAUUGGAGAGGCCCUCAGUGGACCGUAUGCGGUGGCUCCCGCCAGGAAGCACGUGCGCGAAAAUCAGGGCGCAGAUACGGAUGGCGCGGAUCUCGACCAGGAAGAAGGCGUCUACAUCCACCGUGCCGCCUCGCUCGCGAGACCCGCCCGCCCGCGCUCCGGCGUCCCCACCUCGAAAACUCACUACCAUGACUGA
Molecule: messenger RNA, 3408 nt
Organism: Moesziomyces antarcticus
Lineage: Eukaryota; Fungi; Basidiomycota; Ustilaginomycetes; Ustilaginales; Ustilaginaceae
Product: DUF221-domain-containing protein
Exons: 1
Coding region: 1-3408 (1135 amino acids)
Cellular component (GO): plasma membrane
Molecular function (GO): calcium-activated cation channel activity
Source: RefSeq, a predicted model, not a curated record